CCCCGCCGGCGCGCGGGUGUUCGGGACUUGACGGAGCGUCCUGGACUGACUGAGGGUGGGAGUGCGGCUGGCCCGACGGCGGGAGACGGCACCGCGGAACCAUGGUGCUCAGUAGCCUGGAGAAGAUGAUUCAGCUGCAGAAGAACACUGCCAACAUCAGGAACAUCUGUGUGUUGGCGCACGUUGACCACGGAAAAACUACUCUGGCUGACUGCCUUAUAUCCAGCAAUGGAAUCAUCUCAAGCCGCCUGGCUGGAAAGCUACGGUACAUGGACAGCAGGGAAGAUGAACAGAUCCGCGGGAUCACUAUGAAAUCCAGUGCCAUUUCACUACAUUAUACGGAAGGUGAGGGCGAGUACCUGAUUAAUCUGAUCGACUCUCCCGGACACGUGGACUUCUCCUCCGAGGUGUCGACAGCCGUGCGCAUCUGUGACGGGUGCAUCAUCGUGGUGGAUGCCGUGGAGGGAGUCUGUCCGCAGACCCAGGCAGUUCUGCGACAAGCCUGGCUUGAAAACAUCCGUCCUGUUUUGGUGAUUAAUAAGAUAGAUCGCUUGAUAGUGGAGCUGAAGUUCACCCCACUGGAGGCCUAUUCUCACCUAAAGAAUAUUUUGGAGCAGAUUAAUGCACUCACAGGAACUCUUUUUACUUCUAAAGUCCUAGAAGAAAGAGCAGAGAGAGAGACUGAAUCCCAGGUGAAUCCCAACUCUGAGCAAGGCGAGCAGGUGUAUGACUGGAGCACUGGCUUGGAGGACACGGAUGACUCUCACCUUUACUUCUCUCCAGAACAGGGAAAUGUGGUGUUUACCAGCGCAAUAGACGGGUGGGGCUUUGGAAUCGAGCACUUUGCCAAAAUAUACAGUCAAAAAAUUGGCAUCAAAAAGGAGGUUCUUUUGAAAACCUUAUGGGGAAAUUAUUAUAUAAACAUGAAGGCUAAGAAGAUUAUGAAGGUGGAUCAGGCCAAAGGGAAGAAACCUUUAUUCGUACAGUUGAUCCUGGAAAAUAUAUGGAGCUUGUAUGAUGCUGUCUUGAAAAAAGACAAAGAAAAAAUUGAUAAAAUAGUGACUUCUUUGGGAUUAAAAAUUGGAGCACGGGAGGCACGCCAUUCAGACCCUAAAGUUCAGAUCAAUGCCAUCUGCAGUCAGUGGCUCCCCAUAUCUCAGGCUGUCCUUGCUAUGGUGUGUCAGAAGCUUCCCAGUCCCCUUGACAUCACAGCCGAGAGAGUGGAGAAGCUGAUGUGCACAGGAUCGCAGACGUUCGACUCCCUUCCGUUGGAAACGCAAGCUCUGAAAGCAGCUUUUAUGAAAUGUGGAAGUGAGGACACCGCCCCAGUUAUUAUCUUUGUUUCCAAAAUGUUUGCAGUUGAUGCCAAGGCCUUGCCUCAGAACAAACCAAGGCCUCUCACUCAAGAAGAGAUUGCUCAGCGGCGCGCGCGUGCAAGACAAAGGCAUGCAGAGAAGCUCGCAGCAGCGCAGGGGCAGGCCCCCUUGGAGCCCACCCAAGAUGGGAGCGUCCUCGAAACAAGCCCCAGGGGAGAUGAGCCAGCAGGUGAUGAGCAACAGGUGGAAAGUAUGACCCCAACACCUGGGCCCCAAGAAGAAAACAACCAAGAGUCUUUCAUUGCAUUUGCUCGAGUGUUCAGUGGGGUAGCUCGAAGAGGAAAGAAAAUUUUUGUCCUGGGGCCCAAAUACAGUCCUGUUGAGUUUUUGCAACGGGUGCCAUCGGGCUUCUCGACUCCAGCAGAUGACCUUCCCCCGGUCCCCCACCUGGCGUGCUGUACCCUGGAAAACCUGUACCUCCUGAUGGGAAGGGAACUGGAAGAUCUAGAGGAAGUACCUCCAGGAAACGUGCUAGGGAUAGGAGGCCUCCAAGACUUUGUGCUGAAAUCCGCAACGCUGUGCAGCCUGCCUUCCUGCCCACCCUUCAUCCCCCUCAACUUCGAAGCCACGCCUAUCGUGAGAGUUGCCGUGGAGCCGAAACACCCAAGUGAAAUGCCUCAGCUCGUGAAGGGGAUGAAGCUGUUAAACCAAGCUGAUCCCUGUGUCCAGAUUUUAAUCCAGGAAACCGGAGAGCACGUUUUAGUCACCGCGGGGGAAGUCCACCUUCAGCGAUGCCUGGAUGACUUAAAAGAAAGGUUUGCCAAGAUUCAGAUCAGCGUCUCUGAACCCAUUAUUCCAUUCAGAGAGACAAUCACAAAACCCCCCAAAGUUGACAUGGUCAAUGAAGAAAUAGGCAAACAACAAAAAGUUGCAGUCAUACACCAAGCCAAAGAAGACCAGAGCAAAGUCCCGGAAGGAGUCCAAGUGGAUGCUGACGGGCUGGUCACCAUGACAACCCCCAACAAACUCGCCACUCUCAGUGUUCGAGCCAUGCCCCUUCCGGAAGAAGUCACUCAGGUUCUGGAAGAAAACAGUGAUUUGAUUCGUUCCAUGGAGCAGCUGACGUGCUCUUUGAAUGAGGGCAAAGACGGCCAGGCGGUUCAUCAGAAAGUCCAGGAGAGAAUUCGGGAAUUCAAAAGCAAACUGGAGGAGCACUUAACAGGCCGGAGAUGGAGGAACAGUGUUGACCAAAUCUGGUCAUUUGGCCCGAGAAAAUGUGGGCCCAACAUCCUGGUCAGUAAAAGCGAAGACUUCCAGAACUCGGUGUGGGCAGGCGCCACCGGCAGAGCCUCGAAGGACGCCAGCAGGCACCGAGACUGGGGCAACAGCAUCGUGAGCGGCUUCCAGUUAGCGACCCUCUCGGGCCCCAUGUGUGAGGAGCCCCUCAUGGGGGUCUGUUUCGUUCUGGAAAAAUGGGACCUAAGUAACCUUGAGGAACCAGGAGCAGGUGACAAGCAGAAUCAGGAACAAGGCGGUCCGGUGGAAGCUGGACCCCGUUCCAGUGCAGGUGAGAACCAGGCGCCGCAAGAGGAAUGCUCUGAGCCGGGCGAGAAGAGGACUUCCCAGAGAGGAGACUCUUCGCUUGUGGACUGCUACGGGCCCUUCUCAGGACAACUGAUCGCCACCAUGAAGGAAGCGUGCCGCUACGCCCUGCAGGUGAAGCCUCAGCGUCUGAUGGCCGCCAUGUACACCUGUGACAUCAUGGCCACCGGGGACGUUCUCGGCCGCGUCUAUGCUGUCUUGUCGAAGCGAGAAGGUCGAGUGCUUCAAGAAGAAAUGAAGGAAGGGACAGACAUGUUCAUCAUCAAGGCCGUGCUGCCCGUGGCCGAGAGCUUUGGUUUCGCCGAUGAAAUCAGGAAGAGGACCAGCGGCCUGGCCAGCCCGCAGCUGGUGUUCAGCCACUGGGAGAUCAUUCCCAGCGACCCCUUCUGGGUGCCGACCACCGAGGAGGAGUACUUGCACUUCGGGGAGAAGGCUGACUCCGAGAACCAGGCCCGGAAGUACAUGAACGCCGUGCGGAAGCGGAAGGGCCUUCACGUGGAGGAGAAGAUUGUGGAGCACGCCGAGAAGCAGAGGACGCUCAGCAAGAACAAGUAGCCCCCCUCCCGCCCCCCCAGCCAGCGCCUUCCUCGUAAGGACUUGGAGUCAGUGUCGCCGAGGGGUCGGUCUCGGGAAGGUUUCUCUUUCAGUAAAGUGGAUCCCUAUAAAUAUUUUAAAGAAGAUGUCA
Lepus europaeus (European hare) is the source of this 3603-nucleotide messenger RNA. It is a transcript of the gene EFL1, whose product is annotated as elongation factor like GTPase 1. Gene Ontology annotation, biological process: cytosolic ribosome assembly. The record is from RefSeq and is a predicted model, not a curated record. Gene Ontology annotation, cellular component: cytosol; ribonucleoprotein complex. NCBI's taxonomy places the organism in Eukaryota, Metazoa, Chordata, Mammalia, Lagomorpha, Leporidae. The coding region runs from base 102 to 3473 and encodes 1123 amino acids. The transcript has 20 exons. Gene Ontology annotation, molecular function: GTP binding; GTPase activity; ribosome binding.